AUGGAGCAACAAAACGAACUCAAUGAAGCAUAUGGUGCAAACUGUUAUAAUAGUGGUUGGGAUGAUUUCGGAAAGGGAAAACACCAUCAUAGCGGGCAAACGGUAGCAGAUGUCGUUAGGUGCAGAGUUAUGAGUGUUGCAUGGGUCUUCGCAAAUGGGUGGGGAACUACUGGGAGCGCUAACACGGACGGGGUCCAAAUCACGCAGGAAGAACGGAAUAUGUUCAGGUGUGAAGUAGCAAAUAUAUUUGGACAUCUACUGAAGGCAAAGUAUUGUCCACGGCAACGCGGAUUUAAGAGGGGUGUAGAGUAUUCUCGCAUAGCAUUCCAGAAAAUGAACAGCGCGACAACAGGUGGAUUUGGAGACCUCACGGGUCCUGUUAUCGACGGCAGGUGCACAGCAUGUGGGUACGGCGAGUAUCAAAGGUGGGCAAACGCGAUAAAUUUGAAAGUAGUAGAGUGGCUCAUGGAGCACGCACACAUAAAUGAAGAAAUAAAAAGAAUGGAAGAGGCCAUGCCAUGUACCACACAAUGGACACAUUACAUUAAGCAGCUGGACCCCGAGCACAACCCUAUUAAGGGCGGGGACAGAGACUGGACCAGUAUCAAAGCCCGUUUGAGCGCCGCAGGGAACACGACGUUAGAGACAGCAGAGAAGGACAUGGAGGGAGAAGUGAAAAAGAUAAUUGAGAAGUCAACUUCUUUUAACAUGACCAUAGGAACAGGGUGGUACACGUCAAAUGCAUUUAAAAUGCAGAUUUACAUGAAUAAUAUGAACGGGUAG
Plasmodium fragile is the source of this 783-nucleotide messenger RNA. RefSeq lists its product as uncharacterized. The transcript has 2 exons. The record is from RefSeq and is a predicted model, not a curated record. The coding region runs from base 1 to 783 and encodes 260 amino acids. NCBI's taxonomy places the organism in Eukaryota, Apicomplexa, Aconoidasida, Haemosporida, Plasmodiidae.